Nematostella vectensis (starlet sea anemone) is the source of this 1462-nucleotide messenger RNA. RefSeq lists its product as uncharacterized. The record is from RefSeq and is a predicted model, not a curated record. The transcript is spliced from 6 exons. Gene Ontology annotation, molecular function: DNA binding. Bases 479 to 1462 code for a protein of 327 amino acids. NCBI's taxonomy places the organism in Eukaryota, Metazoa, Cnidaria, Anthozoa, Actiniaria, Edwardsiidae. Gene Ontology annotation, biological process: DNA recombination; DNA integration.
AUUACGGAUUUCGAAGAGAGUUGUAUGCAAGACGACUGAUACCGAAUAUAUCUGUUUUUACCCUUGUGUCGUGGUGUGUGAUUCGGUGGAAAGUCCCGGGUUUAACAUUUGGAAAGAGCGCUCAUGUCAGGGUUAACAUGGUUGCUACUGAUGUUUAUAUUGUAACGGUUGUUAUUUAAUGUCGGGGAUUUACACUCGCUUAAUAGAUGUUGGACUGUGUUAAUGAUAUGUUACAACAUACGCCAUUAUUAUAUCAUUCUUUACUUCAGCCAAUCACGCUGCCUCCUUGAUCUACCCAGCAAAAUUCUUGAACCGAGAACACGCCGUCACCCUCUACAGGGAUGUCAAAGUCGUUUCGCAGCUGAGGGGUGCCUGCAAUGCGUUUCAGAGGCAGGCCCGCGCUGCGCAGCCCACGCAAGAGGACCUUGUCAAUGCAAAUAAGUGGUUGCCAUGGGAUGAGGUGAUUCAUUGUGUGGACAUGCAGACAGAAAGAUUUGACAUGGCACGCUCACAGAGUGCCAAGGCUAGGGAGAGCAGGAAUCUGCUGUCGAUCGCGCUUUUCGUAUUGAUACCUCCUUCCAGAGGACAAGAGAUCCGGACACUGCGAAUUGCCCCGUCCGGUGACAGAGAACACGUCCAGGGACUGAAUUCAUUAGUCUUGAAUUCAGAUGGCACCCUCAUGUUCAGAUUCGAGGAUUACAAAACAUAUGGCUCUCAUGGGGUUGAUGUCACAAAUUUGCCAGAAGAUCACAGAUUGAACGUCAUCAUAAGGGAAUAUCUGGACAAAUACAGAGAUAUUCUUCUCGACGCCUCUGACGAUGGCACAACCAACAAUUUUCUUCUCCUGACAGAUAAAGGAAAACCCUUUAGUGGUCCCGCAUUCUCAACCCACAUGAAGUCUGUCUUUUACCACCUAACAGGAGUGAGUGUCAACUUGCACCUUCUGAGAAGCUCCUUCGUGACUUAUUGUUAUGGGGACAGCCAGUGCACCGACGCAAUGAAAGACAGUUUGGCGUCGGCCUUGAGACACACAAGGAAGCAAGCUCAACUCACAUAUGACCGUAGAAAUUCCAGCGAAAAGAAGAGUUUGGCUGUCAGCCUUGCUUCAGAAUUAGCAGAAAAUACAAUCGAGUCACUAUCAGCUCAGCCGUCCGACAGAAAUGCAGGGCUUGAUGAAGGUAGCUGGGUUGCUCUCACAGUAGAAGGCAGCACUCUGGCAAAUCCGAACAUUCUGCUAGCUAGAAUUCAGAACCUCAUGCCCGGUAGAAAGGCUUCGCUACUGUGGUUCAAGGCCACUGCGGAAAAAGGCCUGUACGCUUUUCACUACGAUGAAGCCAGCUGGAUAGAAAGCGUAGAUGCCUUAGUUCCCGUCCAAGUGAAAGAGAUUAAAAACUCUCCCGGCCUCUACAAAUUGACCACAUCAUUGAAAAAAAUACACAGGGCGGUCUUAGGGAACAACUGA